AUGCCUACCCUCAUAGAGGGUAAUACCGGGGCAAUCAAGGGUAUACAUCAGCCGUUGGCUAUGCUGAUGCAUAGGUACGAUGGCACCACCAUGAGAGACAGCGUCUAUGAACAUAUGAUACUCAAUAAAUUCGACGGCACCGCUCAGGCGAGGACCCCAAGGGAGUCGAUAGACAUACCGUCUAAUGUAUCUAUGGCCCCUAACACUAUAAACACAACCUCUGCAAAUACCUUCACGACGGCAAAUCAGCAUGAUGAUGUUGGACACCCUGAUAUCGAGCAAUAUAGCCAUGGAUGUUACAUCACCACGGGAUCGCGACCUAAAAGGUUAUGGUGUCAACAAAUAGCAGUGGAGGGUAACUUUGCCGUCGGGGUUCACUACCAGGCUGUAUAUGGGAAGACUGCCUGGGAACCUCCACUUGAGAGGCUGAAUUCCCUAUACCAACAUCGUCUUGGGCAGGAGUUCAUGGUCGUGAUUCAUAUCCUUAUGGGCAACCAGUACUACAUCUUCCUCCUUGCCCAUACCGUUUAUCGUCCUCCUGACGUCCUGACCCACUCCACGUAUGCUUGCAGGGCGUUGACGGGCUUAGUUACAACCAGCAUGUACAGGAACGGGUCCAGUUCUCCCAUCAGCAGGCUAUUAUUCUUUCUCUCCAUAGUAUCAAAGGAUGAGGUCUUUAUGAUUGCCCACCGCGGUCGCGGCGCGUACCUCAGUCUCAGUUUCACGGCGGUAUACUCUGAGUAUGCAGAGGAUGAUAUUGCGUACCAGAAGAAUACAGUAAUGUCGGUGCAGAAGUUUAUGACAAGAUUCUCACGCCUGGAUAGACAAUCAACGAGGGCAACACAAGGUGCUCUCAACGAGAGGUUGAGGAUUGUGGCCACUUUGCCCAAGCCGUACACCAUGAAACACACCAUGUUGCCGGUGAUACGACGACGAACUACUGGGGGUAUUGUCGUUAGUGACGAUCACAAUGCCGCCAACAACGACAUUGACACUGAGUUGGACCUCGACCCAGCUAGAAGCGAGUUGUCUAAUCUCGCACAACCGCAGGCCCAAAAUUUAGGCGUUCAAGAAGAAACUCGGCCACUUCUGCCACGGGCUACGACAACAACAGAAGCCUCUGAGCAGAAUGAUAGUCAAAAUUGCUUCAUUGACCAAGCUCCCGGAGCAUGGUUUUGA
This is a messenger RNA of Fusarium oxysporum Fo47, 1179 nucleotides long. RefSeq lists its product as uncharacterized. The record is from RefSeq and is a predicted model, not a curated record. Lineage: Eukaryota; Fungi; Ascomycota; Sordariomycetes; Hypocreales; Nectriaceae. The transcript has 6 exons. Bases 1 to 1179 code for a protein of 392 amino acids.